AUGGAUAGCUUAGAAAGUGUCAUCAUUGAAGAUGGUUCAGAGUCAAUUUUUGAGCAAGAAUUUUAUUCCUCUAUUAAUUUGCAUGAAGUUACAUUUCCAAGCACAUUGAAAACAAUUCAAGCUUAUGCUUUUUUCAAUACAGGAUUAAUUUCUAUUGAUAUACCAAACUCUGUUUUAUCAAUUGGAAGCGGAGCAUUUAAGAAUUGUUAUUCAAUAAAUCAAAUAACAUUUGGUGAAAAUAUAGAAGAAUUAAACGACUCGGCUUUUAGCAAUUCAUUCGAUAACGCCAUCAUCAAUCUUCCAAAUAAUUUGAAAACAAUCAAAAAUGGUUGUUUUAUGAAUUCUUCUAUUACAAAAGUGACCUUUGGGACCUCUUUACAGUAUAUAGGUUAUUACUCAUUUUAUGAUUGCAGACUAUUAACAAAUAUAGAAUUCCCUAACUGUGCAAUAACUCUUGAUACUUAUGCAUUUAGUGGUUCAAAUCAAAUAAAAGAAAUCACAAUUCAUUCGAAUAUUACUUUUAUUGGAUAUAAUUCUCCAUUUUAUAAUAUAGGACUUCUCAAAAAAGUUAUAUUUAAAGAAGGAGUCAAAACAAUCUAUCCGUAUGCAUUUCAUAGAUGUUACAGUUUAAGCGAUGUAAUUUUCCCUGAUUCUCUCACUAAUAUUUCUUCAUAUGCUUUCUCUGAAACUAAAUUAUCAUCAGUAGUUUUUCCAAAUAAUCUAACAACAAUUGGAGAUGAUGCAUUCAGUAGGUGUAGAUCAUUAUACAAAGUUAUAAUUAAUGAUAAUUUGUCUGUCCUUCCAUCUUCAUGUUUUAUGUAUGAUAUUAAUCUUACAAUAUUAGUUCUACCAAAAAAUUUAACAGUGAUUGAGUCACAUUGUUUCGAAGGAUGUUAUUCUCUCAAUUUAACAAAUCUUCCAUCAUCAAUACAAGAAUUAGGGUCAUAUUGUUUUGAAAAUUGUUAUUCUAUUAAUUUAACUUAUCUGCCAUCAUCAAUAGAAAUAUUACGGUCUUAUUGUUUUUAUAAUUGUUAUUCUAUUAAUUUAACAUAUCUUCCUUCAUCAUUAAAAAAAUUGGGGUCAUUUUGUUUUUAUGGUUGUUCUUCCAUCAAUUUAACAGAUUUUCCUUCGACUUUAAUUGUAUUUGGAGAAUAUUGUUUGGCAAAUUGUAAUGCAUUUGAAUCGAUUAAAGUAUUAUCUAAUUGGACAAGAGGUAGAGGAUGUUUUUCUAGCAAUGAAAAUCUCAAGAAAGUUGUUUUCGAUCAAAAUAUUACCACAAUAGUUGAGAGUGAAUUUUACUUAUGCCCAAAUCUAACAGAAGUAGUUUUGCCAGAAGCUCUUAUGACUAUUGAAUCAGGUGCAUUUUCAUUUACAGGAUUAACUUCUGUUAUUCUACCAGAAAAUGUCUCAUCUCUUGGGAAUAAUGCAUUUUCUAAUUAUCUCUCAUUGAAACAAUUCGAAUUUGAUGAUAAUUUAACAACAUUUGGGGAUUAUUGUUUUCAAUUGUCUCUUUAUUUAGAUGUUCUUACUUUGCCUGCAAAAUUAGAAUCAAUUGGUAUAAAAUGUUUUGAAGGUUGCUCGUUUAAUUCAGUAAUAUUUCCUGAUUCUCUGAUGUAUAUUGGCAAUUAUGCAUUUGCAAGUGCGAAUCUUACAUCAUUAGAACUACCAAAUAGAUCAAUAGAAAUAGGUUGUAUGGCAUUUAAAAAUAAUUCAAUAACAGAGCUUUUCAUUCCUGCAAAAGUAAAAUUCACUGGAGAGGGUCAAAUAUAUCUGCACGGUUAUUAUGAUCCAGUAUACAGUUAUUACGGAUAUAUUUAUGGGAAUGGUUGUUUUCAAGAUAAUGUAUAUCUUUCAAAAGUUGAAUUUGAGGAAGAGAUCAUAGAAAUAUACUCUGGAGAAUUUUUUGGUUGUUCUAAUUUAACAGAAAUAAAGUUGCCUCAAUCUUUGAAAAAAUUUGGGGCAGUUUGUUUUGCAUAUACUGGGAUCAGAAAUAUCACACUUACAGAUAGUAUUAUUGAAAUUGAAACAUAUGCAUUUGGACACUGUCAUUCAUUGAAAGAAUUUAAAUUCAAUAAUAAUUUUAACGUUCUUCCUGAGUAUUGUUUUAUGGACUCAUUCAAUUUCUCUGAUUUGAUAAUUCCUAAUUCAGUAACCGAAAUUAAAGCAGGAUGCUUUAAAAAUUGUCUAUUAAAUUCUAUUGUGCUUCCAACAUCACUUUCUUAUAUUCGAAAAAAUGCAUUUUAUAACUGUACAAUAAUUAAACCUUUUCAGUUUCCAAAUAGUGCAAUAUCCAUCGAAGAAUAUUGUUUUAGUCUUAGCACUAUCGAAGAAUUAAAUAUAUCAUUUGACAAAAGGAAUAUUGGAAAAUAUUUCUUUGCUGGUUGCCAAAAUCUUAAAAAAGUUCGCUUUAGUAGUAAUAUUCAUUUUAUCGAGUUUGGUGAAUUUGCAAAUUGUAUCAAUCUUAUAGAUGUUGAAUUGCCAGAGUCUAUUACUACUAUUCGUGAUGAAGCAUUUAUGAAUACAGGAAUUGUAUCAAUUAAACUUCCAGACAAUUUGACAACAAUUGAUUUUUGUGCUUUCAAAAACUGUAUUCAUUUAAAAAGUAUAACGUUUGGAAUUAAUACUACAUUUAUCGGUGCUUCAUGUUUUGAGAAUUCCUUCAAUAUGUCAUCUAUUAUUUUGCCUCCAAAUAUGACUACAAUUUAUGGUAAUUGUUUCAAAAAUGCACAACUCAAUUCCAUUGAGAUUCCAUUCUCUGUAACUUCUAUUGGUGUCAGUGCAUUUGAAUAUAGUUAUCUCCCUGAAAAAUUGAUAAUUCAUGAAAAUAUUAAUACAAUAAAUGUAUUUGCAUUCCAUGGAGUUCAGAAUGUAAAAUGUAUUGAAUUUCUUGGAAUAACAAAUGUUGAUUUAUCUGGUUUCGAAGAAUGUAAGGAUUUGAUUGAAGUUACAUUGCCAAAGGAAGGAAGACUCAGUUUUGAUUGUUUCAAAGAUUGUACUAAUCUUCAAACUGUUCGCUCGACUCCAUCACUCAACAUAUUAGAAAUCCAAGGAAAUGCUUUCGAAAACUGUUAUAAUCUACAAGAUUUUCCAUUUGCAAGAAUAGAUUAUAUUUAUGAAGAAACAUUUAAGAAUUGUACAAGCUUGAAAAAUAUUGAUCUGAGAAGCAUUCAUUCAAUUGAUAGUAUGGCAUUUUAUAAUUGCACUAACAUUCGAUGUGUGCGAAUAGGAGAUGGUACAUAUAUAGGAUAUUCAUGUUUCCAGGAUUGUAUCAAUUUAAAGUAUCUUUAUAUUGGAAAGGACUGUAAUAUUCACUAUUAUUCAUUUUAUAAUUGCGAACAAAUUAAAUAUCUAAUCAUUGACUCAACAACUGAAUUUAAUCAUUAUGAUGAAAUAUUUUCAAAUAAAAUAUCUAUUGCAGUACAUAAUGCAGGCCCUGAUAAUUAUGCAGAUAUAUGUAAUAGAUUUAGUGAAAUGGGAUCAAAAUUCCAUUUCUAUGGACUCAAUAGAGAAUAUUUCAACGACGCAUGCAAUAUUCCUAUGCUUCCUGCUCCAAACGACAUUAAUUUAGCUUAUUGUCGAGGAUAUCCAGAAACUCUUUUGCAUGAGCGAGAUUUUUCAAAAUAUCAUUUUGAAUUUCUUUAUCUUUUAUCAACAUAG
Trichomonas vaginalis G3 is the source of this 3657-nucleotide messenger RNA. RefSeq names its product antigen BSP-related family. Lineage: Eukaryota; Parabasalia; Trichomonadida; Trichomonadidae. Bases 1 to 3657 code for a protein of 1218 amino acids. The transcript has a single exon. The record is from RefSeq and is a predicted model, not a curated record.